UCUCUCCAGGCGCACUGCUUCGACACCCGUGUUGCUGGGAGUUCUGUGCGCGUUAGAAGGAAAAUCUCAAUCGUGGAAGGAGCCACCUUCUCAAUUCACAUGGUCGUACCGUUGAGGUCUCUAAUCCCCUCCAGGCACCAGCUGUUCAAAUGAAAGAAAAAUAAUUGGAUAACAGAAGAGCAAACACUAGGAAGGAAAGAAGAGUUUAACACAGAACAUGGCCUCAGACAAAGACGAGAGAGUAGACGAGAGACUGGCACACAUCAAACAAGAGGACUGUGAGUGGGGGGCCCCAGAGGCUUUGUGUGUGAAGCUGGAGGAUUACGAAGAGAGCGUUUCUGCCUUCAAAGAGGAGAUUGUUGACAUUAAAGUCGAGUCUGAAGAUUUCCUCAUUGGUCUCGGAGAGCAGAAGCAGGAAUCAGGGAGUAUUUUCAGGCCCGCUCAUUCCUCUGAAGAGUCCCAUUCCAGUUUCCAGCCUUGGUUCAAUAAUACGGGACAGCUGCCUACCCAGCAGAAUUCUCUGAAUCUGAAAUUGGAGUUGGAAGAGCAUGUCACUGACGGAAAUGGAGGAGAAGCUGAAGAAGAGCAGUCAUCUAGGAGUGUUGGGAUACAUUUACCUGAGAGUGGCAGCCUUUCCAUAUCUUCGUUUGUUCAGAUGUCCCCUCAAUGCAGAGUGCAACACAAUGAGAAAAUCAAGAAAUCAAUAAGCAGAUCCGAUAAUUUGACAGGAGCCUCUGUCCAGUGCUAUUCUGACUGUGCUGGAAACCAAACGCAGACAGAAGCCGUCAACACUGAUCAACAAGAAGUUUAUGAACAGGUCCAAAUUCACACGGAAGAAACAUUGCAUUGUUUGAAAUGUGACAAACGGUUCUCAAACAGAAGGAAUCUUAAUAUCCACAUGAGCGUUCACACUGGAGAGAAACCCCACUGCUGCUCAGAAUGUGGUAAACGAUUCUCUCAAACGUGUACCCUUCGGGUCCACAAAAGAAUCCACACCGGCGAAAAGCCUUAUGUUUGUUCUCAAUGUGGCAAAACGUUUUCUACCAGUAGCAGUUUUUGGAGUCACACAAAACUUCACACUACAGAAAACCCCUAUUGCUGCUCUGAAUGUGGUAAAAGCUUUUCCAGUGACAGCAAUCUUUACAAACAUGUACAACUUCACACUGGAGAAAAACCUUAUUGUUGUACUGAAUGUGGCAGACAGUUCUCGCAAGCGAGUCAUCUCCAGAGUCACAUCAGAAUUCACACUGGAGAGAAGCCUCACUGUUGUCUGGAAUGUGGCAAACGAUUCUCGCAUGUCAGUACUCUUUAUAAACAUAGACAAAUUCACACUGGAGAGAAACCUCAUUGCUGUUCUGAAUGUGGGAAAAGAUUUUUCCAAAGAGGCCACCUACGAGAACACAUCAGAGUUCAUACUGGAGAGAAACCUUAUCGGUGUUCUGAUUGUGGUAAACAGUUCUCAAGCAGCACUAGGCUUUGUAGUCAUAAAGUAAUUCAUACUGGUGAAAAGCCUCAUCACUGUUCUGAAUGUGGCAAGCAUUUCUCAAAAAUCAAUAAUCUUAAUGUUCACAUGAGAGUUCACACUGGAGAGAAACCCCAUUGUUGCUUAGAAUGUGGCAAACGAUUCUCAUACCUAGGAAGUCUCCAUCAACAUAGAGGAAUUCAUACUGGAGAGAAGCCUUUUUGUUGUUCUGAAUGUGGGAAAAGAUUCUCACGAAGAUGCUACCUUCAGCAGCACAUCAAAGUUCAUACUGGAGAGAAACCUUAUUGUUGUUCUGAAUGUGGUAAGCAAUUCAAAACCAGCACUGGUCUCCGUAGCCAUAUAAAAAGUCAUACUGAUGAAAAAACACAUCACUGUUCUGAAUGUGGCAAGCAUUUCUCAGACAUGAACAGUCUUGAUAUUCACAUGAGAGUCCACACUAAUUCCCAUUGCCUGUUCUAAGUGUGGCAAACAAUUUUCCUACUGUCUGUACAAACAUGGAAAGAGUGAAGGAAAGCCUUGCUGCUGUUCUGGAUGAGGUAGAGGAUUCAGAUUUUAAUGAGUUCACAACUCUUUAAAAGUUCAUAGCGGGGAAAAGACUUAUGGUACUGAAUGUGGCAAAUGCUUUUUAGAAAUAAAGCAACGUCAGAUUCACAUCUGAAAACGCAGAGUAACCUGAAAGAUUUAAUUCUGAAGAGAAACCUUGUUGUUGUCAUCAAUGUGUUAAACAGACAACAGUGAUCACUGUAACCAUAAAACCAUUCCUACUGGUGGUAAACCUCAUUGCUGUGGUGGAUGUAGCAAUGCAUUCCUAGACAACAGUGACAUUCAUAGCCAUAAAAUAAUUUAUACUGGUGAUAAACCGCAAAAGUCUUCUUAAUAUGGCCAGCAAUUCUCUUGUAUCAGCCAUUUUCAGAAACACAUAAGAGCUGGAAUGGAAGGAGCAAGUACCUAAAAUGUAGAGACAUGCCACACAUGGGACAAAACAAUGGAUAUUUUGGGAUCUACGGGACUAUUGGAAAGGAACUUCCAGGCCCAUCUUGGUUAUCCUCUCAAUCUCCAUUACCCCAUACAAAUUACAGAAGGAAACUUGGCUAAGAACAAUGCUGGUGCUACAUGGAGCGUCAACAGGAAUGACAUUCUCAAAAAACAGGGCUGUAGUGUUGAAGCUAACAAGUGAAGUUCAUGCCUGCGUGAUUGUAUGCGCUCCAACCCUCUCUGGAGAAACUGACCUCCACAAGAAGCCAUACUGUUGUUGUGAACAUGGCAAACGAUUCUCAUAAAUUUGCAGUUUAUCAGAGUUCCAGAAGAAUACACAAUCUGAUACAGUACAAAAGAGAAUAUCAGACUCGAAACACUUUGAGGUAUGUCGUCCAAACAGGAACUGGUCUUGGCAUCAGCGCUAUGACAUAAAAUACUAAAUAGUGGAAAACAAUAUCUAGCAGUAGUACUGUAAUAUGAUGACAACACCUUCCAAAGGAAUAAAGCUGAAAAGCUUCAGUGCAGUAAAUUAAAGAUACAGACGUACAAUAAGAUCAAGUUCACAGAGUAGUGGCAACUAACAAGAAGUACUGAUAGCAACUUGUAGGAACGCUUUGGUGGGGUUACAGCUGUAUGUGUUUGUUUAGGACCUGAACAUAUACAGGAAAGAAUGAACCAGUUCUGGGCUGUUAAUCUGCUGACUAAAGGGGUGGUCUUGGUCUAGGUGAGUCGAGUCUGCAGUGGUCUCACUUACUGUGUUCCUAAUCCUGGAGUGGAAGAAAUCAACAAAUCAAUUUAAGAAAGAAAUGUUUCCUCUACUAGGAUGAGUUUGAUAAAAAAAAACCUCUUGGAGUGCAGGAA
Erpetoichthys calabaricus (reedfish) is the source of this 3322-nucleotide messenger RNA. Its product is annotated as gastrula zinc finger protein XlCGF26.1-like. The transcript has 3 exons. The coding region runs from base 218 to 1942 and encodes 574 amino acids. Gene Ontology annotation, biological process: regulation of transcription by RNA polymerase II. Gene Ontology annotation, molecular function: DNA-binding transcription factor activity; RNA polymerase II cis-regulatory region sequence-specific DNA binding. The record is from RefSeq and is a predicted model, not a curated record. NCBI's taxonomy places the organism in Eukaryota, Metazoa, Chordata, Cladistia, Polypteriformes, Polypteridae.